This is a messenger RNA of Melampsora larici-populina 98AG31, 408 nucleotides long. RefSeq lists its product as uncharacterized. The record is from RefSeq and is a predicted model, not a curated record. The transcript has 2 exons. Lineage: Eukaryota; Fungi; Basidiomycota; Pucciniomycetes; Pucciniales; Melampsoraceae. The coding region runs from base 1 to 408 and encodes 135 amino acids.
AUGUCCAAAGGGAAGACUCAAGUACAUUGGGUACAUUCUAUAACAAGAUUGGCGGAGUAUUUAGCAACAAUUCAUCAAGUAGAUCAGGUCACAUUAAGGAGAAAGCUUGACCUAAAGACAGUGGUGAUGGUCAACAUAUCGGUGUGGUACGACGGAAUUUUGGAAAAUGCAGAUUAUAAGUCACUUACAAAGCGUGCAGAUCUUCUUGCCUUGGGGAUCUGUACAACUAUGCGAGUGACCUUUGUGAUCGGGGCCACUUAUACUAUGCCAUUCCACAGUACAGAUGUGGCUGGUAGUAUCUGCUUGAGUAAAUGCGAUAGAGGCGAGCAAACUGAUCACGACAGUGAGGAAGAGUCUCAUUUGAUUGACCGUGUUAAUCUAGCUGCGAAAUCAAGAUUCAGAAGAUAG